AUGGAGAAAGGGACGAGUUCAAGGGCAUCAUCUGGAUCUUCGUACGAGGUUUUUCUAAAUUUUCAAGGAGUAGACACUCGUCAUGGAUUUACUGAUUUUCUUUACCAUGGGAUGGUUGGUGCUGGAAUCCUUGUCUUUAGGGAUAGUGAAUCCCUCCAUGUCGGUAAAGAAAUUGGUGCUGAACUUCUACAAGCAAUUGAGAACUCCAAGAUUUACAUUCCCAUAUUCUCCGCAAAUUAUGCUUCAAGUUGCUGGUGUCUCCGAGAGCUUGUGUACAUGGUCGAGUGCACCUUGAAAUCAAAUGGGAACAAGGAGAUUCUGCCUAUUUUCUUGGACGUGGAAUCUGUUGAUGUCAAGCUGAAAACAAACUUGUAUAAACAAACUCUUUCAAAGCACCAAGAGGCGUUUUGCAGUGAAGCAGAGUCAUGGCAAAAGGCUCUCAUUGCAGUGGGCAAGAUAAAAGGAUGGAACUUGAAGAAAGAUGAAAGCCAAGUAGAUUUGAUCCAAUCGAUAAUUGAAGCUGUUUUGGUUAAGCUGAAUGUCAGAUAUAAAAAUGUGACUGAGUACCUAGUUGGAGUUGAUGAUCGUGUAGAAGCUAUAAUCAAGAUGUUGGAUGUGGAAUUUGAUGAUGUGAAAUUUCUCGUGAUCCAUGGAAUGGGAGGUGUUGGCAAAACAACACUAACCAAAGUCGUCUUCAACCGAUUGUCUUCUCGGUUCCAAGGCUGCAAUUUUCUUUCGGAUGUUCGAGAGUCAUCAGAACGACAGGGCUUGGUACAUUUGCAAAAGCAAUUACUAUCCAAGUUCCUUGAUCGUUAUUAUGUUGACCAAAUUAGUGAAGUGGAUCAUGGAAUUCACAUGAUUAAGAGGGUGCUUCAUAAUAAAAAAGUUCUCAUUGUUCUUGAUGACGUGGAUAAAAACAAGCAGCUGAAAUAUUUGGCAAAAAAAGGAAAUUGGUUCGGUUCUGGUAGUCGAAUUAUCAUUACUACCAGAUACAAAAGUGUCCUAAUGAUUGACAGAGAAGCGACAAGUGAAGGUCCUAUAAAUUGUGCAAAUGUUUGUACUUAUGAAGUACAGGAAAUGGAAUUUUGCCAUGCUCUUGAGCUUUUCAGUAGGCAUGCCUUCAGGAGAGACUCUCCACCUGAUGAUUAUGUCGACCUUUCUGAAAAAGUUGUCUCCACUUUGGGAAAGCUUCCUUUAGCUCUUGAAGUCACUGGUUCAUCCCUUUCUGGUAGAUCCAAAGAAUUUUGGGUAGACACUUUGAAGAAGCUAGAAAAAGCUCCUUCCAUGGAAGUCCAAAAAACAUUAAUGAUAACUUAUGAAAGGACACAUGUGCUGGAGUGGGACUCUGCUUAUCACUCUAGCAUUGUACCCCUAUAUGAGGUGGAAGAACUAGCAUCUGGCAAAACCCGGCAAUUCUGGCCCGAGCUCUGGUCUUCUAGUUUAAGAGAGUUCGAAAUUGAGAAAUUUAGAGUUGGAAAGGGAAAGAUUGAGAGAUUUAGAGUUGGAAAUCGAAAGAUCGAGAGAUUUAGAGUUGGAAAUGGAAAGAUCAAGAGGUUUAGAGUUGGAAAUGGAAAGAUCAAGAGGUUUAGAGUUGGAAAUGGAAAGAUUGAGAGGUUUACAGUUGGAAAUGGGAAGAUUUUUACGGUUGGAAAUGGAAAGAUUGAGAGGUUUACAGUUGGAAAUGGAAAGAUUGAGAGAUUUAGAGAAAUCGGGAUCGUUUCUAUUGAAAAUGGAAAGAUUGAGACAUUUAGUGAUGCGUACGUGCAAGUUCUCCCCAAGAGCACUUCGUCUAUUGCACAUGAAGAUUCUGGAAGAGGUAAAUUUGUUCGGAUGCUCCUUUUCCAUGGAAAGGAUGUCAAACCUAUCGAACUUGAGAAAGCUAAGGAAGCUCAGAGUAGGAGAAUGUCCAAAGCUAAGAAGCGUGGAAGGUCUAAAUCACUUGGAAUCUUUACAGAAGUUGUGGAUUCGUGA
This is a messenger RNA of Eucalyptus grandis, 1971 nucleotides long. Its product is annotated as disease resistance protein RPV1-like. The record is from RefSeq and is a predicted model, not a curated record. The transcript has 5 exons. Gene Ontology annotation, biological process: defense response; signal transduction. NCBI's taxonomy places the organism in Eukaryota, Viridiplantae, Streptophyta, Magnoliopsida, Myrtales, Myrtaceae. Gene Ontology annotation, molecular function: ADP binding. Bases 1 to 1971 code for a protein of 656 amino acids.